Messenger RNA from Periophthalmus magnuspinnatus, 2766 nucleotides. It is a transcript of the gene tmem110l, whose product is annotated as transmembrane protein 110, like. The coding region runs from base 487 to 1386 and encodes 299 amino acids. Gene Ontology annotation, cellular component: membrane. The transcript has 8 exons. The record is from RefSeq and is a predicted model, not a curated record. NCBI's taxonomy places the organism in Eukaryota, Metazoa, Chordata, Actinopteri, Gobiiformes, Gobiidae.
GUAGGAGACUCAAAUGCACGUGCCAAGGCGCGCCACAGUUUGGCGCACACAAAGGAGCGGAUGAGGGGCCAAAGUCAGAUCAAUUAUUUCUGACGCAUCAAGAUCCCAAACCUAAAUUGUAAGCCUAAGAACAAUGAAAAAAGCAUAACAAAACAUGCUUGUACCAAAGUAGCUAAAAUAGACAAUUAAUACUUUGACAUUUAACGACAAUAGUCAGUAAAAAUGUGCCUUUAUUUUGAAAGUCAUCCCGGAUGUUCUUCUCAUCCAGACCACUGACGUUGAUGUUUUCGUUUUCUUAAAAAUGGAUGCCAGUAAGAUGUUUGUUGUAUUUUCCCAAUUCCGUGAAUAGGAUGAGGCGUUUGUUUGAAGGAGCCUUUCAAUCCAGUAACUUCGACAGUUUUGCAGGAGGCGAGCUGCUGGCGGACAGGUAUUUUUAGUGCCAAAUCGUCUUGCGUCGUUCUGUUGUUGUUUUGCCGUCGUGUCAACAUGGACACGGUAUAUAGUGCAAUGCUUUUGGUGAGAAGGUCUUUGGAUGCCCCUACAACUGAAGUAACAAACAUGACAGACAUCAAUAAAGCGAGUCCUCACGGCUGUGACAACGGCGCACUCACGGACAGGUUCGGUGUGUUGAUACAGGGGCUGCUUGGCAUCGUCGCCUUCAGCACUCUAAUGUUAAAACGAUUCAGAGAACCAGCAGGAAUUAGACGACCCUGGAGGAUUUGGUUUUAUGAUACAUCAAAGCAAGCCAUUGGCGCUCUUUUCAUUCACUUUGCCAACGUCUUCCUUUCUACCUUCACUAAGGAGGACCCAUGUUCCCUAUAUCUGAUGAACUUUCUUUUGGAUGCUACACUUGGGAUGCUGGUCAUCUGGUUGGCUCUGAAGUUAGUUUCCAGACUUGUGGAAUACAAACAAUGGACACUCCUCAUACUUGGAGAAUAUGGUGACCCUCCACAAGCCGCUGCAUGGCUUGGUCAGUGUGGCAUUUAUUUGCUUAUUAUGGUGCUGGAAAAAGGAGUUGUCAGCCUGGUGCUGCUCAUCCCUGGAUGGUCUGAAUUGCAAGAAGUGCUUUUGGGCUACAUCGCUAACCCUCAACUGGAGCUUGUGCUGGUCAUGCUCAUUGUGCCAUUCAUUGUCAAUGCAAUCAUGUUCUGGGUGGUGGAUAGUUUGAUGAUGAGGAAGUUUAAGACGAUGAAGAGUUUGGAUGACACAUGUGACAGCUCUGUGAAGAAAGCUGAUUCUUUGCUAAACCCAGAUGAAAUACAGGUUCUCUUAACAGAGGAGACAGACACAGAAGAGGCUUCAGAAGGUGAAGAGGAUGAAAAUGAAUCUGUUCCUCAAGUGCAAUAUUCAGGAGGACCACUGAGACCCAGCUGGGUCACUGUUUAAAUUUGCAUCCCUUCACUUAAUCCGUCCAGUAUCCACAUGUACACAAAACCUCUCACUAAGUGUCUGAAUAUUAUAUUAGACUUCAGUUGGGAUUGUUUGUCAUGGCAGCUUUUGUUGUUUUUUAUGAUUAUAAUGAGCAAAAGUAUGUUACACAUAUAUAAAAACAUCCAGUGUAUGAUAGUAUAAUCUAUGUGCAAACUGACUUCAGAGUAACCUCUACUGAAAGUAUGUGGCUAAAUAUUAUUACCCAGCACAGCACCUGCAGGGUGAGUGUAGUCUUUACUCAAAGCUUUAAUCAGAAACGGUAUCAAAUACCAAAGAACAUCAAAAAGCAGAGUAUGUAUUUUAUUGGAAUGCAUCAAAUAUUUUAUUCACAUAAUUUACCUUUUUUUAAUUAAAUUGUAAUUACAGUAAUUAUAGUAUGUGUUUCCUUUACUUAAAUGAUCAUGAUGUCACACAGGAAUUCAAGUUACAGGUUCAAAUAUUCACUUUAUUUUGUAUGUUGCACAUCAAAAUGAUUUUGAGCUUUCAAAGCUGACAGGGACCAGUUGACACAAUGUAACCUUUGUGAUGGUGAUGAUGGUAAAACUAAAAUCAUGGCCUUAAAGAGUUCAUCAUCAUUUCAUUUAAAUGUUUUAUUCCCAAUUUACAGGGAUUUAUGUACACAGCUGCAGCUCUUGUGUUGUGUAAUAUAUUAGUAACUCUGUUUUUUUGGUUUUUUUUCUUGUAAAUGACAUUUUGUCUUCCGUGGUUCAGCCUGUGGUAAUGGAAAGUUGAUGAAAAGUGAUGUAACCACAAGUAUUAAAUAUAGCUGUAAAUGUUUUUUUUUUUUUUUAACAACUGUCCACAACUGCAUAUUACUAGUGUUCAAAAUUGCAUUGUUGUUUUUUUUUAAAUUUGCUUUUUUAUUUAUGUUUUCUUUUUUUUUCUUUCUUUUUUUUUUACAAGUUUCUGAAAAGAGCACAGUGCAUACCAGCGUGCUGCACAUGUCAAUGGUGCUUGUUACUGAAUGUAUCUCUUUAAUCUCCUCUCUGAAUAAAGGUGAUAGACAUGGAGCACAGUUGUUGGUGGAUUCCUGUAGUAGCCAGAGCAGUGCAGCCUGAUGACAGAUCCUCUGAGUGGGACAUGGCCAGUGCACACCUGUGUGGGUGGAGCGAGCUGCUUUGUGACCUGCAGCUGAUGACAGAGUGCACUGCUCAGCCUGUGUGUCUGGGGCCUGGACCACUCUGCUGUGUGAGCUGUCACUCCUGAAGAGGGGGCCACUUACUUUGCUACGUAUCCAUGGAAACCAGGUGUGAACAUCCAGAAUGUGGAUACACACAGAAAAGAUAGAGCUAGUAAGACAAUGCCUUUUACCUGUUAUUUUGUAGUGGGAUGUGA